This is a messenger RNA of Porites lobata, 4809 nucleotides long. The record is from the annotation of a GenBank genome assembly. NCBI's taxonomy places the organism in Eukaryota, Metazoa, Cnidaria, Anthozoa, Scleractinia, Poritidae.
AUGCUAUCAUCCCUUUUAUUCUCUCUCAUUAUAGCUCGAGACACAAGUUGCAAGUCUGUAAAGAAGAAUACCAAAAAACAAUCAAUAACAAAGGGAAAAUCUCAUUAUCUUCUUCUUAUGGGACGCCCUGUCGAGGACGGACAUCAUCGCAAAGGACUAGGAAUGAUUUUCGCGUCUCAGCACAGUGGAGAUUUCGACACUUCUAAGGCUGAAUCCAAACACUCAGAUCCAGCUCCGUCCAGUUCCAACAGCGAUCUCUCUAAUACACUACAAACGUCUUCAAAUGGGUCCACGUCAGAUCGUGGCUACAGCUACACAGAAGCGCUCUUCACGGGGACGCCGUUGUUAAAUGGAAGACCGUUUACAGCCUCUGAUAGGACGUAUUCACAAGGACAUGCCACUGAUCAUCCUAUCGGCAUUUUGAACGCAAAUGAGAGGAUUACGGAAAAUGUCCAAGGUAAAGCUGUGGAUGAGGACAAUGAUGGCAGCAGGGCUGACAAAAAUGAUCAAACACAAGAAGAAAUGCACACAGAUGAAGGUGUCAAGGGGGUAACGGUUAACAAGAUUCUUAAUAAAGGUCAGUAUAGUGGAGAAAAGAGUGAAGACAUAAGUGAAGACUCCAGUUUAAGGCAAUCAUCAAAACUAGGAAAGGAAAACUAUGAAGAUGGGCAUCCUCUACCUCCUCAUUCUUUGGAUAAGCAGGAUAAGUUAGAGACAAAUAGACAGGCAUACCGAGGCAGAAAAUUGAUCAACAAUAUCAUAAAGAGUGAUAAUUUGGCUGAUGAAGAUGUGCACGAAAUCAUGGCAACAGGUCACACUCAAGAGAAUUUUGAUAAAGAAAAUGUUGGGAGCAGCGGACAGCUUAGAGAGGAGAACAAGGCAAAUAAGGUAAUUCCUCUCAACACUAAGGUGAAAUCUUACGACGAGGAAUCAAACUUAUUAGGUUCGAACACUUUAACUCGUGAGCGCUUUAUGCAUCAGCAAAGAGACAAUCCCUUAGGAGAUCAACAGGAGGGAUUUAAUCAAAACAUCAUCAGUCUUACGGAAAAUGAGAAAGGGCCGCAAGGCGUAAAACAACAACAGGAAGAAAUUCAGCAACCGCAACAUAUGAUAAUUAUAACUGAGGAUUCUGGAAUGAAACAAAAAGUGCAAAAAGAGGACUCAUCUGGAAAAACCUCGGAUGCAAAGCCUCAUGCAAUGGGAUCAUAUUUAAAAGAGACCAGUCCUGUCUCCACUGGAAACACAGGUGGUGUUCAUGAAAUCAACAAAGGCAGUGAAACAAUACCACCAACCAAUGAAUCACCAGAUGGGCAUAGUGACUAUUCGCACAGCGCAUCUGGUCAACUGGGUGGGGAACAAAUGAGGCAGCAGACUUCAGACAUUGACGUUAACGCCCCUGCCGAAGCUUUAAGGAACCAAGAAACUGGAAAAUUAAACGAUUCCACGACAGGAUCUUCCCAAAAGGCUACAAUGUCAACUUCAGAUAAAAUAUUUGAAAACUUUCGUAGUCAUCUUAGACCGCAUAAGGUAAUAGAAAGUGCUUUUGAUGAACAACUUGCCCAAAGGAUACCAUCUGAACAGCAUGAUCCCCACGAAGCUCAUACCAGGCCGCCAAAUGAGAAGCCUUCAUCUUCUGUGCUGUACCCAGGGCUAGAUGCUUCACACUUGUCAUCAACCUACCGAGAAGGAAGCAGCCCCUCAGAUUUUAAGACUCAAAGUCAAGAGCCAACAAAGGAAAUCCCUUCAAUUCAGGAAUCUCCAUCUAGCACAGACACGACAUCAGUGUAUUUGACAGGCAGCAAUUUAAAGGGACCUACAGUGCAGCAAGAAAAAGCAAAGUUACCCACGGGCGCGGUAGGUGCGAGACUCAAUCAACAAAAUGCACCUCUAGUUAACAAUCCAGAUAGAAAUAACGAACAGGGAAAUGUGGAUAAGAUUAAAGAGAGUGCUGAACAGACAGAAAAACCUUACAGUUCAGCAGAUGAGAAUUCCACUGAGCCACAACGAUAUUCAUCCUCCAGAGAGCAAGGGUUCUUGAAUGUUCUGCUUUCACAUUAUCGACAGAGUAACACAGCAAAUUCCAGUACUGCAAAUAAUCUGCGAGCAGAAGAUCAUGGAGAGCACUUAGUUCCUUCGUGGUCAGUAAGGCCGGAAUCAGGUCAACUAGGUCCUUUAAGUGGAAGUGACAAGGAAGGAGCUACACAAGAAAAAAAUUCUUAUAAAGAAAAUCAAGUGGCGAAUGAUCUGCAGAACAACGCCAAAUAUGCCUUUCAGCAAAGCCGAGGUCCAAACAAAUCAGUAGACGAUAGAAACCAAAGAGAACAUAACCAAGAAAUCCCACCAAUUUUGGACCAUAGGAAAGGCAAUGGUUUAGACGAACACGGAUUUCAGUUAUCUGGCUUAUCAGGUCACAUUCUUAUGGAAAAAGAUGCGCAAAGCGGAUCAUCAUUUGACUUGACGGCUUCGCACGGGUUCGGUGCAAGGCCAGUAAACGGAGAGACGAGCUCCCAACAGGUUUCAGAAAAUAGUGCCAAGGAAGAAGGAGCAAAUGAAUCUUGGAAUUUCUUUAAAUUAACACCGACAUCCGGGUCACAGGAAUUUGCAGUUGGGAACCCUGAGCACCCCGGUGAGGUUUCAGUGAAACACGAACCUAAAGUAGGAAACAACAAUCAAAAACAACCCGAAAGCAAAAUGGACCAUGACAAUAGCAAUCAAAAGAUAGUCUAUUUUUUAAAGAUGGCGAAAGGCAUUCCACUUUUACACAACAGACCAGAAAAUGACGAGGAAGACAAGCACAAUCAGGUUAACAGUGAUUCAAUGAAGGAAAGAGAAAGAGCUAAUAGUGCUGGAGACAUACGCCCAUAUUCUUCUCCUGGUCCUAAUUCCGGUCUCAGUCCAACGGCUGGUAGAGAAGAAGGAGCCAUUGGUGAAAGUAAUGUCCCUAUAAACGUACGUCAAGGUAGGUAUAAGUCCGAUCCUCAAGCAAAAUAUAUGGAAAGUAUGUUCAUUCUUGGUACUGGAAAAGGAAUAUCUCAGAGUUGGCUCUAGCAAAGAUUUAUGAUCAAACCUACAAACAAUGUUUUAAUUCUGAAAUUUGUUUUGUCCUUAGAAAUUAUUUUGCUAACUUUUCAUACAAAACGAGUAAAUGAAAGGUAAAUGUCAUAAUCAGAUGAAGUCACACCAAUAUUUGUUAGUAUAUUUAUCAAAAAUUUACGAAGGAGCUACCGAAAUACAGCUUCCUUGUCUAAGGUGCAAGAAGGGAACAAACAAAUAAAUAAGUACAAGGUUAAUUGGUAAUGGCUCUUCACACAGAUGACGAAUACUUUGAGCAAGAAGCAUUGACAACACACAACAACUUUCGAAAGACGCACGGAGUUCCUGAGAUGACUUUAGACCGAGAUCUUUGCAACCAAGCUAAGGCAUAUGCACAAAAGAUCGCAAAUACGGGAGAGCUAAUUCAUUCAUCGCCGGAGGAAAGGGGAAAUUCUGUCGGAGAGAAUUUGGCGUAUGCCUGCUCGUCAAAUGGAAUUCCACUGACAGGGGAAAAGGCUACCAAAAUGUGGUAUGUUUUUUUAACUGUCUAGUGGCACUUUGCUUAAAAAUAUAGUCUACGUAUUAAGAAAAUAAUAAUAAAAAAGAAUAACACUUCCAAGUGUCAUUCGUUAGAACUGACUGCAUGAAGAGGGAAGCAAACAGCAUAUUCAUUUUCUGGCGCUAUCUGAUUAAAUCUCAGUAGAACCACAUCCUCGAACAUUUGGUUUUCAAUUUGGAUGACAGACAGAUGAGGAAAAACAAACAAAAGUUAAACAACCUCUAACACAUGAUGAAUUUAUUCCUUUUCACUAUUAACAUUACAAGGUGGUCGGUUGACUUUAUUUAAGGUGGAGUAAGUUGGGGGUUCAUAUCAUUUAAUAAGGUUCUUUUCGGAUUUUGUUCUGGAAAAUUUUAACGUGAACGUUUUCUCCCCAGUACUUUUAAAAUUAUUCCUCAGAUACUUUUCAGUAAAAUUUGAGAAACAAAUGGCUUCUAUGGUUACGAGAUAUCAGAGGAUAAGUGGUAGGGAAUGGAGCUAUUUUCUUUGAAGAUUGGGCGAGUCUUCCGCUCCUUUUGACCCAAACCGUGUAAAAUAUCUUGUGGCGAAACGGCGAAAUAACGUGUUAGCUUCCUCACUGUUUGUAUACAUGAUCUGAAGUUCAGUAAAAUAUCUAGAGAUAACCGCCAUUGGGAAUAAGCUCACAGCUGCUGAAAAGCACCGUAUGUCAUAUACUAGUAUUUAUCAAGUAGAGCACGUCACAGGCGUUCCACUAACGUAAGUUCGAUGAUCAAAUGAUUGCUUUAUUCCGUCUUUAAAGCAACCAGCCAUUUUCUGCUAACCUGAAAGGUGCAUUAGGAUCAGCCAAACAUAUGUGAAGACGAGAGGUUUUGAAGACGAGUCAAUGAAACAUAGAAAACAAAAUUAAAGGGUCAUUAUAGGGAUUAAACGGGUUAAAGUCUUUGUAUGUCACCUGCGUGUAGUUCAAGAAGAUUCAUUUUCAACUGCUCUUAAAUUGUAUUUUCAGGUACGAUGAGGUUUGUAAGCCUGGUUACAACUUCGCUGAUGGCGGUUUUAGCGGCAGCACAGGUCACUUUACCCAAGUGGUAUGGAAGGAUAGUCUCAGUCUUGGCAUUGGUCAGGGCAAAGCAACGCACGAUGGAAUGCAGUGCACCUACGUUGUGGGUCGUUACAAAACGGCUGGAAAUAUUCCAGGAAAAUUCCAGGAUGAAGUACCUAUGGGAAACUUUAACAAUGCCUACUGCAGCAAUCUCUAA